Molecule: messenger RNA, 8813 nt
Organism: Bombus pascuorum
Lineage: Eukaryota; Metazoa; Arthropoda; Insecta; Hymenoptera; Apidae
Gene: Spn
Exons: 19
Coding region: 525-6668 (2047 amino acids)
Biological process (GO): actin filament organization; calcium-mediated signaling; neuron projection development
Cellular component (GO): postsynaptic density; cytoplasm; actin cytoskeleton
Molecular function (GO): actin filament binding
Source: RefSeq, a predicted model, not a curated record
CUUGGAUCAUUUUUCACGGGUUGUUGACACGGGCAGAUUACAGCCGGUUGUGAAAGUGUAUCGCGAUGUAAAAUUAAUCAUAAUUCAUUGCCAGAAAUAAGUAGUGGCUAUUUAGGAACUAGAAUUAAAAGUAAUACAUCGGUUCACGCGUUUAUCAUUAUUGUGCAAGUAUUAUUGUAUAUGAGAGAAUAAAAAAAUUUUUGGGAAUAAGCGUCUGUCACGAAUAUAAGCAAUCUUAACAAAGUCGACAGUUAAGUCUUAUCAUAUUUACCUAGAAUUUGAUAAAACAAUAUUCUUACGAUCGUGUUUGCACAUGUGAGAAAAAAGCCGUGCCACUAGAAAAAAGAAGAUAGAAAACACUGAAAAUACAUCUUAUAAAGGAAAAUGGUUUCGUGCACAUGGUGACACCUCUGAUCAUUAAAAACAUGAUAAAUACAAAAAAUAUAUGAAUGACAAUGGGCUGAAAUACAUCAAAUUGUAAAAUUCAUCACUUUUGUAUACAAGAGGUGCAGGAGAAAUACAUCAUGGCAACAGUGGAAGAAAAGAAACGAGUUGGUGGCUCAAAGGUUUCAGCCAUUGCAAAUAUCUUUCAAUCAAAACCACAAUUGGAUAAUCUAAGCCAUAGAACAAAUAAUAUUCUAUCAGAUGGUUUCAAGGAACCAGCUGUGCCCUUAAAAGAAUCUCCUACACAAGUUACAGUUGUUAGGACUGAGAGUCAUGUAGCCCGUUUUAAUAAUGCACGUGCACUUUUUGAAAAACUUGGGGAGGAGAAUAAACCAAAUAAACCGGUGGACAGGAUUACAAAACCUAGUAAUUUACAUGGUUUGAGAUCACGUUCUAGCUCUGCAAAUUCUGGUUCAGGUUGUACAUCUCCAGCUCGAUCACCACGUCCUAGAUCACCAUCACCUCCAGGAACCAGAGAUCAUUUGAGCAAUUGGAGUGCAAGUGUACCAGCUUUGAAUGCUGAAAGACAUUUUGAAAAUGGUCAUAAUCAUGGUUUGGAUAAUAUACCAGAUAAACAUAAAUCACGAGCAGGAUUUGGGAAAUUUGACAAAAAUUAUGGCAAAGAAAAUCGUUUGGAUGAUCGGCCAGAGAAACCAGAGAAACCAGAGAGGAGAUUAAACUCAAAAGAAUUAAUUGAAAAACAAAAAAAUUGGACUAGUCACUUUUCAAAAACAAGACCAAGUAGAUAUAAUUCAGAUCCAAAUAGAUCUUUGGUUCAAAGUUCUUUAAAUCAGAGUGCAAAUAAAGUGAAUGUUGAAGCUACUUCUGUAGGACAUGUACAAAAUGCUGCAAGUACUGAUAUUGAGUCAAAGAGAUCAUCAGAUAUUUCUGCUAACCCAGCUACAAGAUCUGCAAGCUUUUGUUCUGUUAGAUCGUCAGCCAUAUCACCACCUCCGCCAUUACCACCAACAAGAAACUCUUCUACUUCAAAUGCAAAGAAAGAGAGACCAGCUAGUAUUGCUGCAAUAUCUCCACCAGAUAUUCCUAGUAGUCCAGAAUAUGCUACCAUAAAUAAAUAUUUUGAUACUUCGCCGACUAUACCUGAAUAUGCAGUUGUACAAAAGAAUAUAAAUGUACAAAAUAAACAUUUCCAAAGAAAUCAAGAACAACGGGAAAUUUCAAAAAAUCCUACAGUAGAGAAAACACAAGAUGCGUUCAUCCCAGAAUAUGCAGUAGUGCAAAAGAAUACUGCAGUUAAAUUGCAUUCACGAAAUACAGAUACAUCGAAAAAUACUUCAAUGCAUCAUUCGAGAAAUAGUUCUGAAAGUUGUGCAUUACCUCUUAAAAAUACUCUUGCAAGUUCAAGUAUCGAUAUUUAUUCACAAACAAAAUCACAUAUUUCCUCUUAUGAAAGAAAUUCUGAUAUGUCUAGUCCAACACGAAGUAUGUCAAUAGAAAAUAUUGUUAGUAUGUCAAUGGAAAGUAAAACGAGGAAAGAUAGUGACCUUCUUGAUGCUCCUGAAUAUUUAAAUUAUCCUUCAAAUGUUAUACGUUCGCCACCUAAAACUUCUGAGUGGAGAAAUGAAUGGUUAGCCAAAAACGAUGAAAUUUUAAAGAAAGCAACUGAUUUAAAAUGUGCCAGGGAAGAUACAGAAACAAAAAAUGAAGUUGUAAGACCUGAUCCACGACCAGACUGGGCCAGACCAUGUAUAAAUACUGUGAGGAAGAAAGAUAAUCUGACAGAAGAAAAGAAAAUAGAGUCGUCAAAAUCUCCAGAUCCGGAAUUGAGACCACCUUCUGGAGGUACGGAUAGUGCAUCUUCUAGUAUGAGCUCCCCUAGCUCCCCUUCCAAGGAUAGUAAAGAGGAGAAGGCAGAUAAGGAAAUGUCAGAAAAAUUUCAAGCCGGACGUAACAGUUAUGAUUUGCAACAUGAAGAACAAGAAAAGCCUGCAGCAUAUACAGAAUCCAUUGCUGAAAAGGACAGUUUAGAAAAAAAUUCAAAAUUCAAUGAGUCAGAUACUACGACAGUUAUUCGGCGAUCUCAUGUACGCGUCGAUCUUCAAGCUGCUGGUCUGGGACAACGACCACCAUCCGUUGUUAGUUCAGAUCAAGAAUACCCACCUUUAGAACAUAAGGAUAUACCAAUACCUUCGCCAUAUGUAAAGAAAAUGCAACAAAAUCAAGAAGUUUCUACCCAAAACGAUGAAGAUAAGCCACAAGUAAACACAAAUGUAGAAGAAAAUGCUUUAAUAAAAACUGAUUCAACAAAAAGUUGCCAUAAUAAGAUAUCUCAAGAUAGUAAUCAAGAUCAUGUACGAAUAAAUUCAACGAUUACAGAAGGAAAUCAAAAUGUAGUCUUAGAUAAUAAGUCAAAAUCAAAUAUUGCCAAUGAAAGGCAUACAUUUUCUGAAACAGUAUGUCAGAAAACAGUAUCUAAUGCCAAAAAUGAUCAAAUUAAGAUCUCUGUACGAGAAAAACUAGCAAAAAAUAAAGAAGAAGUAUCUGGAAAACGGUCAAGUUUUGUCGAAGUGGAUAAUAAAGUAGAUCAAAUAGAAAAAGAUUAUUUAAACACAAAUCAAUGCUCAAUAGUUCCAAGUGUUCAGAGUGCUGAUAAUUCACCAGAAAAAUCGAUUAACAAAGAAGCAGAAUUAGAUGAUGCUGCACAUUCAGAAAAUACGCUCAAAUUUAUGUCAAAAACGAAUAAUAAAAAAGAAUUCAUAACAUUAGCAGGAGAUACAGUAUCAUCAUCUAAAUCCAAUUCCCAAACAAUAAGCAAUAUUCUAAAUAGAAGUAUAGAACAAUUAGAUCAACCACAAACAACAUGGGAACAAGAGAAACAAAAAGCUGAACUAGCAAAGUUGAGGUUGCAAGAAAAUACUUCUACGAGUACAGUUCAACAAAUUAAUAUACCUCAAAAUGUAUCACCUGCAAUUGUAGCACAGCAACAUAUAGAAAAGAAACAACUAAAUGAACAUAUUGUAUCUGAAAAUAGUGUUCAUGAUGAUAGUGAUUCCAGUGAUACUAAAACUGUUACAAAUCUGGAACAUACACCAGCAAUGGAUGUGAAACAUGUCAUGGAACAGAAUGAUUCUAAUACUGCUACAGAAAAUCUUUCUAAAGCUAUUACAAAUCAAAUUCCUGUAACACCAGAUACUAUGACAGCUGAUGAAGCAGAAAACCUGCUAAGUUCUCGCAUCCUAGAAAAAAAGAUAAGACAAGGAUCAGCUUUAUUGUCGGAUGAGGAAGCUCAAGAGAUAGCAAGAUUAUUAUCACCAACUACGCAUGCUGAAGUUGUAAGUGAAGAAAAUUCUAUUGAUAAAAAUAGAGAAAUGGACAAAGAGAGGGAAAGGGAUGAUCAAGAUAAUACACCAGAUUGGCUUUCUGAUGUCUUGUCUGCUCCUGAUACCAGUCUUAUAAAUAGCACCACUAAUGAUUAUAGUUUGUCCCAUAGAUCACGUAGCGAUUUAACAAUAGACUCGUUGACGGAGAGUCAAGUGGGUUCUGUAACGGGUAGUGAAAGUGGUUUACUUGGUUCCGUUAAUAGCUUAAACGAUACUUACGAAAUUAAUGAUGAUACAGAAACGGAACAUCAAGAUGAAUAUGUUCCACCGACACCCGGCAAAGUAGUAUUGGUGGAAAAUGGUGUACACUAUUUUGAGGAUGGUCAUUUUUGGAUGGAAGUCGCAGGGAUACCAGAAUCAGAUGACGAAAAAGAUGAUUAUCCAACAAAUAUACCAAUUAAAAAAAUGUCUAAAGUUUCAUUUGAUACGAAACCAAUGAGAGUUUAUUCAACACAUUCAGUAAAUGAGUACGAUCGACGAAACGAGGAUGUAGAUCCCGUUGCUGCCAGUGCAGAGUAUGAACUUGAGAAGCGAGUUGAAAAAAUGGAGGUAUUUCCAGUGGAACUUAUGAAAGGACCAGAAGGUCUUGGUUUAAGUAUUAUUGGAAUGGGUGUCGGUGCGGAUGCAGGUCUAGAAAAAUUAGGUAUAUUUGUCAAAACAAUCACAGAGAAAGGCGCAGCUGCUCGAGAAGGCAGAAUACAAGUAAACGAUCAAAUCGUUGAAGUAGACGGGAAAUCUCUAGUUGGAGUAACACAAGCAUAUGCAGCUAGUGUCCUUCGUAAUACUUCAGGUCUUGUACGUUUUGUAAUUGGUAGAGAACGUGAUCCAAAUUCAGAAGUAGCUAUGUUAAUUCGACAAAGCCUCCAAGCAGAUAAAGAAAGAGAACAACAAGCCAAUUCUGCAAGAAAACUUAAUUUUUCGGAUGCUUCACCCGAUAGCCAACGAGGUAGUGAAGACAUUUCUGUUGGAGGAAUGGGAGGAAUACCAGGUUCUCCAGCCAUGUCAUCAUGUUCAGAAGGGGAACCUCCUCAAAGUCCCAUAGAAAAUUAUUUAUCUUCUUCCGGUCGGAGUAGAUCCCCUAUCAUCAGUUCAUCAAUGCCACCACAUACAUCUGCUACAACACAAAACGAUGUUGACAGUUUAAGACUGCUUUUACAAGAGAGUCAGUAUAAACUAGCAUUAGCAGAUGGAGAGGUGGAAAAACUCAAAGCUAAGCUUGUAGACUUAGAAAACAGUGGAGCCGGCAGUGAAGAAUAUGCAGCAAAAUUGCGUGAAUCUGGUUUACGACUUCAUGAAUCUGAAAGAGCCUUGGGUACUGCUAGACAGGAUUUAAUAGCGGCACGAGAAAUGCUUUCUCAGGCAACAGCACAAAAUGCUGCUUUACAACAAAAAUAUGCCCGAGCUAGGAGAGCAGCUCGCGAAUUACGCACAGAUAUUGCUGCUAGAGAUGAAUUUUACCAACAGUUACUACAAGAGAAAGAUACGGAGUAUAACGCUCUUGUUAAAAGUUUGAAAGAUAGGGUAAUCACAUUGGAAGUAGAAUUAACAGAAACACAAAGAAGGUUUGGUUUACCAGUGAGAUUGCCUUAUGAUGGAACUACGGCUAGGAUUGUUACGCCACAGUUAUCGCGACGUCAAUUACCUCCUCCUCCCUCAUCAACUAGUUGUCAACUUUCAGAUACUGAAACAUCAGAUUUGAGUAGUCCGGAUGAUGGUGAUAAAACAGCAACGGUCGAAAGAAAACUACCGCUCCCAUUGCCAGUCAAAGAAGAGUUAGAUCGAGCAGUACCUGCACAUCGACUUCUUGAUAAUUCUGCUGGGAAAAGUAAAGCUGAACUUGCCAGUAGAGGAGGACUUGCAAAUCGACAACUUCCUAAACGUUCUGGUGGCCUUAGCAACAGCAGUUCUGAUUAUGGUUUAGACGAAUCAGGUGACAAUACUGAUGAGGAUUCAUCUUCUAAAUUACUUUCUCAGGACACAAGCAGCAGAUCGCCAAAUGACUUAACAUCAAAGCAAUCAAAUUUGAGUUCCUAUUCCAGUAGUUCUUCAAUUAGUUCAUUGAAAAGUAAACACGUGGAACCUACACAUCCGACAGCAAUUCGACAACAUAGCACUAUUAGUUCACAAGUCAGAGCUAUGACAGAACAAAGUUGGCCACAAUCUCAAAAAAAUCUAACCGGGCCGCCAGCAUCAUUUGCAGAACAGUUAAAACAAGUUUUAGCAGAAAGAGAGAGACGACUUGGUGGAAACGACAUGUCUUCGUCAAGAGAAAGUUCUGGGGAUUUUAGUGACUUAAAUAAUCCACAUUCUAGCGAUCCAGCUUUAGUUACUCAUCAUUUAGUAGAAGAAAUACGACAAGCUGUAAGCGAGGCUAAUCAAAGAGUAAAAAAGGCCACCAUCCCUUCAUCAAAUUUAAUUGGUAGUGGUUCCACACCUUGGCAUCAUCCAGGUAGUUCACCUUCUAGUCUGUCUUCUGGUGGAUCAGUGAGCCCACCUGCUGUUGACCCUAGUCCGUCUAAAACAGAUACGAGUGAAGUUUGGUUGCCUCCUCAUCCAAGCGACUUUGGUUUAGGUGACAAGAAGUCUCACUUUUGGCAGAAUGCACCAGUUACCGAUUGGUCCAAAGAACAAGUUUGUCAGUGGUUAUCAGGAAUUGGUUUGGAACGUUAUGCGCCGCGCUUUUUGGAAACUGGAAUUAAUGGUGGAAACCUUUUACGAUUUGAGUCUCGUGACCUCAAAGCUUUUGGCAUUUGUGGAGAUGAAAAAUCUCAUUUGAAACGCAAAUUGAAAGAACUUAGAGCACAAGCAGAUCGAGAACGCAAGGAGAGGAAAGAAAUAGAACGAAUGCGACGAAAAGCAGAAAAAGCUGCACGAAAAAAAUAGUUUGUGCGUACAUUAAUGUACUUAUGUCCCAUAUAAAAUUCAAUAACUUUGCACAAAAAGUCGGUGACAUAUUCAAAUUUUGUGUACGAUAUUCCAGUGAUCGUAAUUUUCACUUCUUCCGUCUGUAUUUAAUUCUCUAGUACAUAUAAACAGUCACACACACAGUUCUAAAUGUUCUCAAUCGGACUUCUUCAUAUCCGAAAUUUUUAAAUUUUAUUAUUUAUAAAUUUUUUAACUUCAGAUUUUUGCAUUUAUUUAUAACUUUAUAUUCAAGUUGGUUCACAUUCAUGCUGUCCUUAUAGUAUUUGUACUAGCUAUUAUUUAUAAAAUAACAAUAAAUAUAUUUCGAGGAAGAGAAUGUGUAUGAAUGUAAAAGCAUGCCUACUAUGCCAGAUGUAUGCAUGCGAUAUGUAUGUAUAAAAUUCAAGCCAUUUAGAUAAAUUGUAAUAAAAAUUUAAUUAGCUAACAUUUUUUUUAUAAUUGUAAGUAUAGUUUUGUAGAGAAACAUAAGUUUCAUGUUACUAGAAUAUAUCGUUUCUGUAUUUAUUUUUACUAUCAAUUGUGUAACAACUUUUCAUAAUGAAUAAUAUAAAUAUUAGUAAAAUAGAGUCCUAGAGUGUAACUAUUGUUAGAAGAGAAGUGACUGUCCUUUACUAUAUGUACAUCAUGAAAUAUCAACGAAUUUGUAAUUGCCAAUACAGUAUGUGUUACUGUGUUAAAUUCCACUGUAGAUUGAUCAAAUCAUAAAAUAAUUUCAUUUAUCUAUAUUUAUUCCGUCUAAAUUUGCUCAGUUUAUAUUUUACAUAAUUAGCAAAUUCUCUCAAAUUAGCAAAUCGAAUGAAGUGUUAAUGAAUUUCUAUCAUGCUAGCAUAUUUGUAUUAAAACUUUUCUUCCUUUUAAUCGUAACAACGUUUGUAUUAUUGUAUUUAAUCUGUGAAUUAUGCACUAGAGAUCCGCACAACGUCCAUCUUAUUAAUUCUUAAAUUAUGUGAUGAAUUUCUUUAGCGUUUUAUAUACUUCAGACAUUCCACAUAUGCGAUACUUUAUAAUUUUACCUUUAUCAACAUAUAUAAGUAAAAAGAAACCACAGGAGCUCUUAUACUUUGGGCGACGUCCCUAUGUAUGCGUGAAUGUUGUACGGAUACAUUAGGUAUUAAGUAAUAUAUGUUAAUACUAAACUAGUAUCCUAACAAAAGUUCAUUCUAAAUGUUUGUUCAAAUGAUUACGGGACUCGCUUGGGUACAAUAUAGACAAACGUACUUUAUUGUACGUAUACCUAUUUAUAAUAGCAUUAAGUUUUGUACAGUGUUAAGUACUUUGUUCCACCUUUAUACCAUUCUUAAUGUACAAUGUUUUUCUUUUGAAAAAGAAUAAUUUCUUUUACAUAAAACAAUUAAACGAACAAAGUAUUUAGCAUUGAUACAUAUACUGUACAUAUUAUGCAGUGAACGAUCACUAAUACUGUAAUCUACAAAAAUGAUUAUGAUAUAAGGCGUGUAAGAGGCAUAACCGUAGUGUCAUAAUAUCUUUAUAAAAAAUAGUCUUUAAUUUCCUAACUUAAGCGUUUAUCAAAGGUCCUCCAUUUUCUAAUAAUAUUAUGUAUCACAAUAUUUCAAAAGCAAUUAUUAUUACUUUUGUCGUUAUGUACAACGAAAUGUGGGAACUCGUUAAAAGUAUCAAUACAUAUAACAUUCUUGCGUCUCAGGGUAAUCAUUAAUAUGUUUCGAGAUAUAAGUGUGUUUAAUGAAUUAAAAAUUUUCAUGAAUUGGAACGUCCUGCAAUUCGUUUUUAAAUAACUAUUGUGAUUUGGUAGGAGCAGAUGUUUGAUAAAAACCGACUGAUUUACAAUAAGUUUUUAUAGUUGAUUUUCGAGCAAUGGCUUAGGUAUGACGUAAUGAAAUGCCAUUUGUCCAAAAGUAAUUGUAGAACCAAAACUUGUACUCCUCUAUAGAGCUAUAUAAUAUCUGAAUGUUUUCAUACAUUUUCGAUAAUUUUCAAGUAUUGCUCAUAAGAGAGAAAAUUAUAGUUCCAUGGAUAAAGACACAGAAUGUCAGUUGCAUACAUGGCAACUUUUUAAUAAUGUCUAUAAAAAGUAUUGUCAACAAAUACUCUUAAACGUUUUAAUUAAAAAUAAUUCAUACUAUA